GUCAAUUAAAAUGUCUCGAGGAGCUCUAUUGGUGCUAGAGGGUUGUGACAGAGCGGGGAAAUCAACUCAAGUUAAAAAACUUGUCCAGGCCCUCAACGAUCUGGGAAUUCCCGCCCAAGAGCGACGAUUUCCCGACAGAAGUACAACAAUUGGCACAGUUAUAGACCAAUUCCUGUCGAAUAAAAAUGAUUUACCACCUGAAACCGUUCACCUGUUGUUCUCUGCGAACCGAUGGGAGUGUGUAGCCCACAUGCAAAAGACCCUUGAAGCUGGAACGACGUUAGUAGUUGACAGAUAUGCAGCUUCAGGGGCUGCCUACGCAGCAGUAUCAACAAAAAAAGAUUUAUUCUGGUGCAAGGAGCCAGACAGAGGUCUACCAGCCCCAGAUUUCGUGGGUUUCCUAACCAUCGAUAACAACGUCCUGGCUACAAGAGGAGGCUGGGCAAAUGAACGAUUUGAGAAGCAAGAAUUUCAGAAAAUAGUGGCUGAGAAUUUUCUCAAAUUGAAAGAAGACACGUGGAAAGUUAUACAAGCGGAUCAAGAGGUCGAUGUUGUCCACAAUCAGAUACUUAAAGAGGCUCUGAGGGUUAUUAAAGAUGUUGAGGGCCAACCGAUCAAAAAACUCUAUGAGUGAUAAAUGCAUAUGUUUUUCAGAAACAACUAAAUUGUCAAUUAAUUACUAAUUUUCCUAAGUACUUAAAGAACAAACUAAAUUCAAAGCUAUCAAUUUUUUGUAAUUGCAAAUAAAAGAGCCCCCCAUUAU
Molecule: messenger RNA, 763 nt
Organism: Diachasmimorpha longicaudata
Lineage: Eukaryota; Metazoa; Arthropoda; Insecta; Hymenoptera; Braconidae
Product: thymidylate kinase
Exons: 3
Coding region: 11-634 (207 amino acids)
Biological process (GO): dTTP biosynthetic process; dTDP biosynthetic process; dUDP biosynthetic process
Cellular component (GO): mitochondrion; nucleus; cytoplasm
Molecular function (GO): ATP binding; dTMP kinase activity; nucleoside diphosphate kinase activity
Source: RefSeq, a predicted model, not a curated record